This is a messenger RNA of Coturnix japonica (Japanese quail), 5267 nucleotides long. It is a transcript of the gene VSTM4, whose product is annotated as V-set and transmembrane domain containing 4. Lineage: Eukaryota; Metazoa; Chordata; Aves; Galliformes; Phasianidae. The record is from RefSeq and is a predicted model, not a curated record. Gene Ontology annotation, cellular component: membrane.
GAGGAGAUGAAAGACCAGGGGAGAGGAGAGGAUCGGCCGGGGAGGAGAGGAGGGAGCCAGCUCGGCGGAGAGUGAAGGGACGGGACCCGGCGCCCCGCGGGCCAUGCGUCUCCUGGCCACGGCGCUGGCCGCCCUGCUGGCCUCGGCCCCGGCCCCAGAUGUCUGUGAGGCUUUAAAUGUGACAGUCUCUCCAGGACCAACAGUGAGGUACUCUGAGGGAGAUAAUGCUACCCUUUACUGCCACAUUUCUCAAAAGAGAAAGAUGGACAAUUUGCUGGCUGUGCGGUGGGUAUUUGCUGUGUCACCCACCCAGGAGUAUCUGAUGAUCAAGAUGACCAAAUUUGGGUCUGUCCAGUAUUAUGGGAAUUAUACUCAUAAUUUCCACAAGCAAAGACUUCGUCUUCUUAAAGAAAAACAUGGAACUCUGUACAAAUUUCUUAUUCUAAGCCUCCAGCAAACAGAUCAAGGACAUUAUAUAUGUAAAGUUCAGGAAAUUGGGAAACACAGGAAUAAGUGGACAGCCUGGUCAAAUGGUACAGCAGCUACCGAAAUAAGAGUUAUUUCAUCAAAAGCAUCUGAUGAUCCCACUUACAAGAAAAAACAUGAAGCUUGGAAGUUUUUUGAAGAUCUGUAUGUGUAUGCAGUGUUUGUGUGCUCAAUAGGAAUCAUCAGUGUCCUCCUUUUUACACUCGUCAUUCUCUGUCAGUCACUUCUGAACAAGAGGAGAUGCGCAGUGAAGCAUUACCUGGUGAAAUGCCCCCAGAACAGCUCAGGGGAGACCGUGACCAGUGUGACAAGCAUGUCCCCUCUGCAGCCUAAGAAGGGGAAGAAAAGGAAAGAGAAAGCAGAGCUGCCACCAGCCAUCCCAGAAAAAGCUCCAAUAGCCAAUAUUCCUAAGCCCAAGCUCUUGAAACCUCAAAGAAAACUGAUCCUGAUGGCACAAAGUUGGAACAAGAGACUCAGACUGUUGAGUUUCAGGGCUUCUUCUGCAGCUUCCCCAUGCAGCCCAAGGAAGUACCACAACAGGAGAAUAUUCCAGAAAACCUAAGCAAACAAGCUUGCGUAUGAGGAAACAUUACAAAAUAAUUCCAGUGUUUUGGGAAAUUUUUUGUAAUAACCUAAAUACCGGCAGAAUUAUUUCCAGAGGACAUGUGCUUCUGGUUUCUUGAANUUAUAAUAAACCAGAGAAUUUCUUUUGUUGUUAACAUGCUAGAGUGGAUUGCAGUAUAAUUUUACAAGAAUACAAUAACCUGGAUAAAAUAUGGACAUAAUCUCAAUGAAAAUUAAAAACAAAAAGAGAAAACCUAAUAUCAUGUUCAAUUGCACAGCUUUGAGCAAAGCCUUUAAAAAACUCUGCUCAUGUCAUAUUGCUUUUGCUUUAGCCAGAACAACAAUUGUAUGCUCCCCUUGUUGCAAAAAUAUUCCCCAUCAGUGUCAUUCUCUAUUAACAUCAGUGAGAAAUGUAUACAGAUCAGAGGAAAUAGAGAUGAUGAACUACAAAAAAGAAUGGGUUUUAUAGCAUGCAAGAAGCACAGAGAGUCAUUAGGAAGAAGAAAAUUCUAGAAGCCCACAAAUUCUUCUCUCUAAGGAACAUUCAGCUACAGCCUUAAGUAUAUAGCCCUUUGAGUUGGUAGAUGCAAGUCUUGUACUUUUUUGACCGUAUUUUCUGUUAAAUCUUUCAUUACCUCCUACAGCUUAGUUGUCAUAGUCCAAGAGGUUCAGGUGCUGAACAUCAAAAUGGAAAGGUUUUCACAAAUGUUUGCACCACCAGACAUAGGAGUCCUUGUGAGAUUCAUUGGAGCUAAUGGAAAGAACCCAAUUUCAGGUUAUACCAAGUACUGCAAACUUGAGUAAAAUUUUUGUUGACUUCAUCACCUUUACAUUAAAUUAGAAGGAAAGGAAAGCCUGUGCAGGUAAGGCAGAAUCCAGGUAUUAUGACUGAUUCUGCCACUGACAAGUCAGAUAUUCAUCCCACUUUGAAAAUGAAUGAAUUUAUUCCAUGUUACAAAUAAUCCCACUGGGCCUAGUUCCUUUGAUACGGCUAUAAAGCACAUGGUUCACAGAAGUUGGCUUUUACUGCUCCUUCAUUGACUAAGGUGUUACUAGAGGACGAGUUCUGUUAAUCGCAGAACACAUAUUGGUCCUGUUUGUCUUCUAAAGCAGAGGGCUUUCAGUGACUGUAUUUGAGCUAUCUGUAAGAAGCAUCACUGCCUAUAGCCCACAUGGUGCAGAUAGCAUUGUUUAUCCUGGCAGUGGCCAGAUUGCAGGUGGCUCAGCACUAUGUGAUGCUGAGACUUAUGAUGAUGAUGUAAGCACUUCUUGAGGAAACAGGAAAGGUUAUCUGCGACUGAGGGAACUUUCUGAGAGUUAUUUUGUUGACAUCCCAGAAAUCCACAGUCCCAGUUUUUACAGAUGUGUCAAAUAGGAAGCUUGGAAUUUUUUUUUCCCAGCUUUGAAAAAUCCCAUUCUUAUUUACCAUUGCAGGCUAAGCACUGACAGUGUGCUGCAUGCCAGGCAGUGCACAUCAGUCCCUGCACUGUGCUGACUUUGCGGUGAGCAGUGUGUCUGAAGGCCUGCUGUUUGCAAACAACUUAUUCAAAGCACAGCUGUCCUGAUUCUGCUGUGUCUACAAGGCAGAAGGAGGAUGUUUUGGACAGGAACUUGACAUGUGUUUGACACCUGUGGAACUGCGAAUGCCACAGUUCGCUCUCAUUGUCUGCAUGUAUUCAUCCAAAUUAAGCUUAUAUCACCGUUAGCUCAGUGUUCUAUAUAAGUGUACAAUCCUAAAUCAAGCAAUGAAGAAGGGUGCUCCUAGAGCUGCCCAGAAGCUGAAUGGUUCCUUCACCUAAAAAAUCAUUUUGAUUUUUAGGUUUCAAGAGUAUAUUUUCCAUUGUACAAUUAACCAACCAGACCUACUGCAUGUCUGAAGUGGUGACUUUGGAGUCCUUUUGGGAAAGGGUCUAGGUGUGCAACUGAAUGAUCUGCAGUCUCAGAAUUGCUUCAGGGAACCUUGAAGCAUACAUAGAGAAGCUCCAUUUGGUUUUUGCUUGCAGGGGAAUUUGUGAAUUCUAAAUGAUGCUCCAGGCUGUUAUCCUACAACUUUAGCCUCAUAGGAAUACAGGAGCAAAUUUUCCCAUUGCAAGAUUAUUAUGCAUGAUUAACAGAUUCUUUCCCUCUUUGUCAUCUUACAAUUAGGCAGUACGUUAUUCAAAACCAGUCUUACACCAUAUUCAGCAUGCUAGCUAGGAAAAGUGGGCUUUUCAUUUUUUAUGCAACAAAUAGAACUCCCGAUAAGUCUCAACAUGAUCUUUUGUGUAAGAAAGAAAAGGAAAAUGAAAUACUGCUCAGUAACCUCUGGGACUCUGGAUCAGAGAACUAUCAGGUCUCCCUCCCUCCUGCACGAUUUUAAAUUAAAAGUCACUCUCUGCUAAAGGUAGUUUCCUCUACAACAUGUAAGAGUCCGUGCUUUAAGAUCCCAGUUUCUCUACAGUAUUUAUCUCCAAAGACUUUUAAAUAACGUUGUACAUAUGAUAUAUGAAGAAAAAAUUUACCUCAGCUCCCUAUGAUCUUUGAAUAUUUCCAUUCAGUCCACAUAAUUUAUUUCUCUGCCAGAUGAACAGUCCCUCUUCAGCAGUCUCUCAAUAAGGUGUGAGAAGUCCACUUCUUCAUGAGAUCAUUUAUAUUGUCAGGCUGAAAUUCAGAACUAGUCACGUUCAAGACUGUUGAGCUAUGUCUGCUUUCACAUCCAGGUCCCACAUUACUACCUUCACCCCCAAGAAAGAACAGGUUAUGUACGUACAGAAAAGCUCUUGCUAGAUCUGUAUAUUUACAGAAUCCCACAGCAGAUGAUUUUUAUGCGAUAACACCUUUGGAGCACUAACUAUGUCUCACCAGAAAAGUGAAGUCAUUGAGCCUUUUUGAAAGACAAGAAGAAAUCAGCCUGAUUUCUAACAGUGUUGGCUUGGUUCAGAAUCAAGAAAUAACUCUGCCACCUUGUACAGCGGCAAAACACAUUAGCAAAGGGAAAGACUCUUUUGUAAAAGAUGUUAAAGCAGUCAGGACAAACUUCUGCCAGGUACAUUAACUCUAUUAAUGAAGAAAGAUGAACUAUCUCCAUAUAGAUAUGACCAGCCCUAUGUUAAUGGAAUUCUGUUUCUUUAAAAGAAAUGUUUCAGUUUGACUUAGUGAGUCAUCUUUGUUUCUUUGUAAUCAUAACUUCUGUGGGAUUCAAAAGCAAAAUCUAGAUGUAGUGCUGUAAGGGCCAAAUUGUUGUGGAUGUUGUUUCCAGUGAUGAAGCUGCUUCUGGGGAUUAAAAACCAGGCAUCUUAGUGGAAAGAAGCCAUCACUUUUUAAAUUUGAUAGUGCCACUAAAAGACAUGCUUCCUAUUCCAGAGUUUUCCAGUGUCAUAUUUCUCAGCCUUGGCACAGAGAACACGAUGGCUCUCUUGAUACCACAGAGCUCCUACUGGGCAGCAGUUGCAUUUCUGAGGGAUAAUUCAUCUCAUAGAUCUAGCUUCAGCUCCUCAAAAGGUCUGCAGAAGUCAAUUUUGAAGUUUCCCUCUGUUAGGUAAUAAUUCAAUUUGCUCUAUAAGCAAAUUCUUCUCAACCUCAUCCCUUGUUAAAGUCAUUCUGCAUCACAUCCCAAAUAACUCCAUCACACGCGAUUAUGUGGAGACAGAAUUCUUAGGCAGAUGUCUGAAGCAGUAGACAAUGAUGCACUUAAGGCUUUAGUGAAUUGGGAAGUGAGCUCUUGCCUGCUUACUUUUGAUGGUAAACUAGAUUUGAUAGGGUAUCCAUAUUAUUUUUUUUAUUAGAAACUUACGUUUGUUUUGCCGUUUUCUCAAUAACUGGUAAGGUAGUCAAAAAGUGAGGGUAUAGAAAUUUGUAAUUGAAAGCUGGCAGCAGUUAUUUUUCAUAGAAUCAUACAAUAGCUUAGGUCAGAAGGGACCUCAAAUAUCACCUAGUUCCAAACCUUCAGACUUGUAUUGCAAGGAAGUUAAAAAUUAUGAGGUUAGUAUUUUUUUGCUUUCUCUAUACCUAGUUUUUCUGGAUAGAAGUAGUCUAAGUUAAAACGUAAAAAAUUCGAUCUGACAUUGCUCACAGUAAACAUCCUGAAUGCUGCCAAAAAACAACUCAGCUAAGCUUAAGAAGAACAAAAUUGACCCAUCUGGACAUAAUCAGAGUAAUUUCCAUUAAAAUCUCAACUCAAAAAUGUCUUUUCUAUGCACUUUUGUUCUGGACAAACUCAAUAAACAAAAUUGUGUACA